GGUGAGGAAUGUUGGAUCAGACUGUCUGAGAGGUUGGCAGAGCAGGCAGCAGAGCAGAGCAGGGUGCUCCAGCCCCAGCCCCAGCCCUGUCACCGUGCCCUCUGGGGCCCCAGCCCUGUCACCGUGCCCUCUGGGGCCCCAGCACUGUCACCAUGUCCUCUGGGGCUCUAGGGACGGCAGUAGCCCCCUCCAAGUAGAAGGGCACAGCUAACUCAUGGGAAAAUGCUCUCUCGUAAACCCCUUUUCAAUGUCACCACCACUCCCAGCACCAGCACCACCCCUCCCCCCGUUGAACUGCUCCUGUUACCAUCACUUCAUUCGUUUUCACUGGAGGAAAUGGAGCCACAUUCUCUAUCAAAAGGCCUGAUGUUGUCAUCCAAUGACUGUAUAAAUAAGGGGUGUCAUCUGAUAGGCAGAACUCUCUGUAGAGUGUAGAUUCUAUACUAUGUAAAGGCUGGCCAGUCCCGGUUGUUUUGAAUGAGGCUGGAGGUAAUGUGUCCCUAAGGAGGGAGUCCAAAAGCAGAUAUCUCCACUCAAGUCGAUCCUGGUAGUUUUGAGUCUUUCACCCAUGUGUCCUGCCACCUGGAGCAUUAAGGCUGGAGGUAGUGUGUCCCUGAGGAGGGACGUCCCAUAACAAGGAUCUCCACUCUGGGGCUAGGUCUGACAUGUCCAGUCGGAUGAAGCUAAAAUCAGACAUCCCCUCCCCCCUUUGGGUUGUGAAGGCAGGGGACCUGUGUGGGGUUUUUAAAGAAUGAAAAUGGACCAAGUUCAAAUGAGCCAGGGUCAGUUAAAAUAGGUAUUAUGUGAAACUAUACUGCCUUCACAACCCAAAGGGGGGAGGGGAUGUCUGAUUUUAGACCUAGCCCCAGAGUGGAGAUCCCUGUUCUGGGACGCCCUCCUCAGGGACACACUACCUCAAGCCUCAAUGCUCCAGGUUGCAGGACACCUGGGUGAAAGACUCAAAACUACCAGGAUCGACUUGAGUGGAGAUUUGACCAGGGCCCAUAGGGCUGUGGUCAAAUGUAGUGCAUUAUGUAGGGAAUAUGGUGUCAUUUGGGAUGGACCCUAUCUGAGUGUUUAAAAAAAUCAGACUGUACUGCGUCAUCUGAGAGACUUCCAAAUGUCCUAAGCUCUCCCUUCCAAAUGUCAAACAAAGAUUGCCAGAGCUCAUGUGAACUCAGAUAAGCAACCCAGUUGUUGAGAAAGAUAUGACUUAUACAACUGAACUUGCUGUAACAUGCAUUUGACCUGUCUUUAGUCCCUUAAUCUCAAUACUGCUGCUACUUAUGUGGUGUUUCAGCUAUUGAUAUACUGCCACUUUCGUCCGAAUCUUAUGUCAAUAUGCCAACAUAUAGGCUACCGAAACAUGCUGAAGUCUCAUGAAAGCGAGAAUAAUUUUAGUUUACUACUUCCAAAGGCAAGGUUGUGUUAUUGUGACCCAGAUAGAUCCACCAAUCAGGGCCUCUAUGUAUAUGUACAGUACCAGUCAAAAGUUUGGACACACCUACUCAUUCAAGGGUUUUUCUUUAUUUUUACGAUUUUUUACAUUGUAGAAUAAUAGUGAAGACAUCAAAACUAUGAAAUAACACAUAUGGAAUCAUGUAGUAACCAAAAAAGUGUUAAACAAAUGACAAUAUAUUUUGUAUUUGAUAUUCUUCAAACAGCCACCCUUUGCCUUGAUGACAGCUUUGCACACGCUUGGCAUUCUCUCAACCAGGAAUGCAUUUCAAUUAACAGGUGUGCCUUGUUAAAAGUUAAUUUGUGGAAUUUCUUUCCUUCUUAAUGCGUUUGAGCCAAUCAGUUGUGUUGUGAAAAAGUAGGGGGGGUAUACAGAAGAUAGCCCUAUUUGGUAAAAGACCAAGUUCAUAUUAUGGCAAGAACAGCUCAAAUAAGCAAAGAGAAAAAACAUGAAAAAAAAUUACUUUAAGACAUGAAGGUCAGUCAAUACUGAACAUUUCAAGAACUUUGAAAGUUUCUUCAAGUGCAGUCGCAGAAACCAUCAAACGCUAUGAUGAAACGGGCUCUCAUGAGGACCGCCACAGGAAUGGAAGACCCAGAGUUACCUCUGCUGCAGAGGAUAAGUUCAUUAGAAUUACCAGCCUCAGAAAUUGCAGCCCAAAUAAAUGCUUCACAGAGUUCAAGUAGCAGACACAUCUAUAAUAAUAAUAAUAUAAUAUGCCAUUUAGCAGACGCUUUUAUCCAAAGCGACUUACAGUCAUGUGUGCAUACAUUUUUACAUAUGGGUGGUCCCGGGGAUCGAACCCACUACCCUGGCGUUACAAGCGCCAUGCUCUACCAGCUGAGCUACAGAGGAGUAUGCAUCUCAACAUCAACUGUUCAGAGGGGACUGUGUGAAUCAGGCCUUCAUGGUCGAAUUGCUGCAAAGAGACCACUACUAAAGGACACCAAUAAGAAGAAGAGACCUGCUUGGGCCAAGAAACACGAGCAAUGGACAUUAGACCGGUGGAAAUUUGUCCUUUGGUCUGGAGUCCAAAUUGGAGAUUUUUGGUUAAAACCGCUGUGUCUUUGUGAGACGCAGUGUGGGUGACCGGAUGAUCUCCGCAUGUGUAGUUCCCACCAUGAAGCAUGGAGGAGGAGGUGUUAUGGUGUGGGGGUGCUUUGCUGGUGACACUGUCUGUGAUUUAUUUAGAAUUCAAGGCACACGUAACCAGCAUGGCUACCACAGCAUUCUGCAGCGAUACGCCAUCCCAUUUGGUUUGGGCUUAGUGGGACUAUCAUUUGUUUUUCAACAGGACAAUGACCCAACACACCUCCAGGCUAUUUUACCAAGAAGGAGAGUGAUGCAGUGCUGCAUCAGAUGACCUGGCCUCCACAAUCCCCCGACCUCAACCCAAUUGAGAUGGUUUGGGAUGAGUCGGACGGCAGAGUGAAGGAAAAGCAGCCAACAAGUGCUCAGCAUAUGUGGGAACUCCUUCAAGACUGUUGGAAAAGCAUUACAGGUGAAGCUGGUUGAGAGAAUGCCAAGAGUGUACAAAGCUGUCAUCAAGGCAAUUUCAUAGUUUUGAUGUCUUCACUAUUAUUAUACAAUGUAGAAAAUUGUAAAAAUAAAGAAAAUCCCUUGAAUGAGUAGGUGUGUCCAAACAUUUGACUGGUACUGUGUCUGCUGUGUGAUUGGUCUGGUCCAGUGUGUGUGAGAUGGAAGCCAUCAGGCCAGUGCCAUGGAGCGUGACAGAGGAAAAGGUCAUAUGAUUGAUAAAGCUACGGAUUGAAACACUGUGGGUGGGAACAGCCCUGUUGUUACUCCCCAACCCAUUACCCAUUAACUAUUUCUGUGGUUUCAAACUGUGGCCUAAACGUGGUGUUUGUGACCUAUUCACAAAGAGUUUCCAAGUAGGUGUGCUGAAAUAGGAGCAGUUUGGCCUUUAAAUCAUAAUAAGUAAGAUUACAUGGACAGGGGGGACCUGCCCUAGAUCAGCACUCCUACUCUGAGACACUUUUUGAAUACAAAAAGGUCUGUGGGAGCCUGCUGCUGCUGAGUGUCUGUGUGAUAAGUGAGCUGGGGAGGCGGUAGUUUUUAGGGGCUGUUGCCAACUCUCACCCUGGCUGCAUCUCACUUUCAUCCUAAGUGUACCAGAUACACUAUAUCAGUCUAAAUAUCACAGUACACUCUUAGAAAAAAAGGGUUCCAAAAGGGUUAUUUGCGGAGGGAUUUGGUUCUACCAAGAACCGUUUUGAUCUGAAGAACCCUUUUUGGAAGACAGGUUUUUUCUAAGGCAAAGGGUUCUACCUAGAACCUUUAACAUCUUAAGAACCGUUUUCGGAAGAAAGGUUUCUUUGAUGAUUCUUUGGAAGGCAAGAAGGGUUCUACGUAGAACCAUAUAUCAUAUUUCCCAGCAUGCGCUAUUGCAGGGUCAUUUUCAGAAUUGUUUGUUUUAAUAUCUGUGUUUUUGCAUUGAUUGGUUAAUAAAUGUUAUGCUACACAAAGAUAAAUAGCAUAACAUUUUCUAAACUAAUCCAAUAAUUUAGUAGUUGGACUUAUUGCACCCGUUACUGAGAUGGUUGUUCCAGUUUAGAUGAUUGAGGUAGUCUCAGUAUUCAUUUUUCCCUACCCUGGCAGUCAUUCUGAAUGCAGGUUGCGGGUGAUUAAAAAAUUCCACUUGUUGGAUAUCGUAACUCAUUGCAAGCUAGUAUAAUGUGACUUGCAGGCCUGACGUGGCCUGUACACCAGGAGUUUCCCAACACCACUGUGUUAGGAUAUACAGUUGAAGUCGGAAGUUUACAUACACCUUAGCCAAAUACAUUUAAACACAGUUUUUUUGUGUGUUUUUUUUCCUGUCUUAGGUCAGUUAGGAUCACCACUUUAUUUUAAGAAUAAAAAAAUAAUAAUAAUAAUAUUUCAUCACAUUCCCAGUGGGUCAGAAGUUUACAUACACUCAAUUAGUAUUUGGUAGCAUUGCCUUUCAAUUGUUUAACUUGGGUCAAACUCUUCGGGUAGCCUUCCACAAGCUUCCCACAAUAAGUUGGGUGAAUUUUGGCCCAUUCCUCCUGACAGAGCUGGUGUAUUUUAUUUUCUAUAGGAUUGAGGUCAGGGCUUUGUGAUGGCCACUCCAAUACCUUGACUUUGUUGUCCUUAAGACAUUUUGGCACAACUUUGGAAGUAUGCUUGGGGUCAUUGUCCAUUUGGAAGACCCAUUUGCGACCAAGCUUUAACUUCCUGACUGAUGUCUUGAGAUGUUGCUUCAAUAUAUUCACAUAAUUUUCCUUCCUCAUGAUGCCAUCUAUUUUGUGAAGUGCACCAGUCCCUCCUGCAGCAAAGCACCCCCACAGGAUGAUGCUGCCACCCCCGUGCUUCACGGUUGGGAUGGUGUUCUUCGGCUUGAAAGCAUCCCCUUUUUCCUCCAAACAUAACGAUGGUCAUUAUGGCCAAACAGUUAUAUUUUUCUUUCAUCAAACCAUAGGACAUUUCUCCAAAAAGUACGAUCUUUGUCCCUAUGUGCAGCUGCAAACCGUAAUCUGUCUUUUUUAUGGUGGUUUUGGAGCAGUGGCUUCUUCCUUGCUGAGCGGCCUUUCAGGUUAUGUCGAUAUAGGACUCGUUUUACUGUGGAUAUAGAUACUUUUGUACCUGUUUCCUCCAGCAUCUUCACAAGGUCCUUUGCUGUUGUUCUGGAAUUGAUUUGCACUUUUCGCACCAAAGUACGUUCAUCUCUAGGAGACAGAACGCGUCUCUUUCCUGAGCUGUAAUACGGCUGUGUGGUCCCAUGGUGUUUGUACAGAUGAACGUGGUACCUUCAGGCAUUUGAAAAUUGCUCCCAAGGAUGAACCAGACUUGUGGAGGUCUAUAGGGCGGCAGGUAGCUUAGUGGGUAAGAGUGUAGUGCCAGUAACCGAAAGGUCGCUGGUUCCAAUCCCCGAGCCGACUAGGUGAAAAAUCUGUCGAUGUGCCCUUAAGCAAGGCACUUAACCCUAAUUGCUCAUGUAAGUCGCUCUGGAUAAGAGCGUCUGCUAAAAUGUACAAUUAUUUUUCUGAGGUCUUGGCUGAUUUCUUUUGAUUUUCCCAUGAUGUCAAGCAAAGAGGCACUGAGUUUGAAGGUAGGCCUUGAAAUAGAUUCACAGGUACACCUGCAAUUGACUCAAAUGAUGUCAAUUAGCCUAUCAGAAGCUUCUAAAGCAUGACAUAAUUUUCUGGAAUUUUCCAAGCUGUUUAAAGGCACAGUGUAUAUAAACUUAGUGUAUAUAAACUUCUGACCCACUGGAAUUGUGAUACAGUGAAUUAUAAGUGAAAUAAUCUGUCUGUAAACAAUUGUUGGAAAAAUUACUUGUGUCAUGCACAAAGUAGAUGUCCUAACCGACUUGCCAAAACUAUAGUUUGUUAACAAGAAAUUUGUGGAGUGGUUGAAAAACAAGUUUUAAUGUCUCCAACCUAAGUGUAUGUAAACUUCCAACUUCAACUAUAACUAGGCCCUCAAAGUAAGGCCUUAUGAUAUACUGUAUGUAAUGUAUUGUCAUAAAGAAAUACAUUUUAAAGGAUAAUAAGGCUGGUGGAACUGUUCAUAGAGGGUUCUAGGAAGAACUCUCCAAAGAUAAGAGUCCUGGGUAGAAUCUUUCAUAGAGGGUUCUAAACAGAACCCUUUGUAGAUGGUUCUAGGUAGAACCAUAUACAGGGGGUUCUAUGAAGAACCCUACAUAGAGGGUUAUAGGUAGAACCCUCUGCAAAGGGUUCUAUCUAUCAACAAAAAGGGUUCCCCUAUCGGACAAACCGAUGAACCCUAGAUGGUUCUACUUAGCACCUUUUUUUCUAAGAGUGUAGAUGUAAUAACACAGGCAGUUGACAAUGUGGAAGAGAUAGCUCUCUGCAGCUUGAUUAUGCAAGGCAAAUGUUUACUUUAGGCAUCCUCACUAGAGUCAUGUAUUGAAAUAUUUUGAUAUUACAGACCAUUAUUAGGUGCAACAGGUGUCACUAUUAUUUACGAUCUCCAACACAUCAAUGUAGGCUGAGCCUCUCGUAGGUGUUUGUCUUGUUUUAGACUACAGAACAAGCCAGUGCUGGGGCUGGCAGUUUGACAAUGGUAGUCAGUCAGAGCUUCAAUUAAAUCUCAACAUAAUAGAACAGUGUAGGCUUGGCACUUGGCUCACUCAUCUACAUUGGCAGAGUGGUAUCCUACAGUUCCCCCUUUGAAGACAUAAGAAGAAGGAAGGACUAAAAAGAAGGAAGGAAGAAGAAGGACUAGAAAAGGAAAAUAAGCCGGCAGUAAAGGCAGGAUGAAGUCCAAGGCUUAUCACAGUCUCUCCACUACAUGUAGGGUACAUUCUGUUCACUUUGUACCAGAGAUGGUGUUCCCCUGCCCACGUUGUAGGCAGAAACAUGGGUUGUUUUCUGUACUAUUUUGUGUGUGUGUGUUUUCUGUACAGUAUUCUGGCUUUCAGUCAGUUGAUCCUGUUGCUCAAUACUUUUAACAGCUUGUGUUUUAGGAUGAUGUGUUAUUAUAAACCACAUGUCUAUUGGUUCUGAAUCCUCCACUAUUAUUCACAUAAUAACAGUGUCCUUAAAACAGACUGGAAGGAGUUGAUUUGAUCUCAGAUUGAAAACAGAUAGGGUAUGGUGAUGCUCCUCUUAUGGGAUGUUAGGCUGUGUCCCAAAUGGCAGCCUAUUCCCUAUACAGUGCACUAUAUGGGGAGUAGGGUGCCAUUUGGGACAUACCCUAAGUCAUUUUGCUGAGGGUUGGUUUGUUGGUUAGUUGUGGGUCUGAGUUUUGGAGACUGUGUGUGCCCAAUGAGGCGAGGCAUGGCUCUGUGUCAAUCCCCUGUUGUUUUUAAUGAGGCACUAGUCCCGUGGUAAAUAUUUAAAGAUGUAUGCGAGCAGAACCAAAGGCUUCACAGACGCCACUCUCUUUCUGGGCUUUGUUGAUCAGACGGUCGGCGGAGUUCAAUGGUGCUAGUUCUUUGGAUGGUUUCACACACACACACACUGGGAGAGACACACACACAGGCAGACACACACACACCAGCCCAGAUAUUUUCUGCUGUGGCUGGAUGAGUGAUCCUGACUGUUCUUCCUACUUACAGUAAAUACACUUUCCCUCUCUGCCUUCUGUGCCUUUGCAGUUCAUGAAUAAAAAAACAGAUAUUAGUUUAGUCCUUGAAAUACUGCAGGAUUAUGAGAACUGCUUCCCUUGCAGAACGUUAAUGGCAGUUUCAAGGACAUUGGCUUUGUGUGUUUUCUCUAAAAUGUCAGUGUACAUACUGAAAGAUUUAGUUGUUGGCCUUGCAUUGUAAAGUUAGACAAUGUGAUUCUGUGCUGAACCAUCUAAAAUAGAAUGAUUUGAUUGGAUUAUGUGGUAGAGUAUUCAUUAUUAUCAAAUGUCUGUCAUGGCUGACCUGUUUUACUACUGCUGCUGUCUGCACAAUAUAACAGAUAAAUGACUGUAAUAUUUAUACUGUCUCAAAUUCACACCAUUGGUCUUUUACCUAACCCAGUGUCUGUCACGAUCGUCAUAAUGAGUAGACCAAGGCGCAGCGUGAUAUGCGUACAUCUUCUUUAAUAGAGUACUAGCAACACGAUACAAAAUACAAAACAACAAAACGAAACGUGAAGUCCUCGGUCAUGAACACAAACCAACACGGAACAAGAUCCCACAAAACACAAGUGCACAACAGGCUGCCUAAGAAUGGUUCCCAAUCAGAGACAACAAGCAACAGCUGAUUCUCGUUGCCUCUGAUUGAGAACCACCCCGGCCAACUUAGAAAACACAUGAACUAGAAACAGAACAUAGAACACAAAACAUAGACCCUACACACCCUGGCUCAACAUAUAAGAGUCCCCAGAGCCAGGGCGUGACAGUACCCAACAGGGGAGGGGCCGGGUGGGCAUUCCGCCUCGGAGGCGGAUCCGGCUCCGGGCGUGACCACCACCCUCUAACAACCCCCCCGUAGCGCCGCUGGUCUGGUCUGGCCCCGCUGACUGGAGCUGGACUGGACAUCGGUGGAGCGGAUUGCUUAGGCUCCGGUGUGGAGCAGCUGACCGGUACCUGACCAGGCACCGGUGAAACAGGCACGGGCUGUGCCGGACUGACGACGCGCACCACAGGCUUGGUGCGGGGAGCAGGGACGGGCCGGACCGGGCUGGCAACGCGCACCACAGGCUUGGUGCGGGGAGCAGGAAUGGGACGGACCGGGCUGACGAAGCGCACCACUGGCUUGGUGCGGGGAGCAGGAACAGGCCGGGCCGGGCUGACGACGCGCACCAUUUGCUUGGUGCGGGGAGCAGGAAUGGGCCGGACCGGGCUGACGAAGCGCACCACUGGCUUGGUGCGGGGAGCAGGAACAGGCCGGGCUGACGACGCGCACCAUAGGCUUGGUGCGGGGAGCAGGAACAGGCCGGGCCGGGUUGGCGACGCGCACCAUUGGCUUGGUGCGGGGAGCAGGAACGGGCCGGGCCGGGCUGGCGACGCGCACCUUUGGCUUGGUGCGGGGAGCAGGAACAGGCCGGACCGGGCUGGCGACGCGCACCACAGGCUUGGUGCGAGGGGCAGGAACAGGCCGGGCCGGGCUAGCGACGCGCACCACAGGCUUGGUGCGAGGGGCAGGAACAGGCCGGGCCGGGCUGGGAACACACACCACUGGCCUUGUGUGGGGAUCAGGAACGGGCCGGACCGGACUGGUAACACACCUCUACCUCUCGCCGUGCCUCUACACUCUCCUUCCCUCUACUGACCAAUGGCCCCUGUAAGCUGGUGGCCUUCUCUCCUCGUCCACAAACUCGCCCUUUAUCUGCCUCCAGCAGCCCCGUCGUCCAUGCCGUGUGCCCCCCCAAAAAAUAUUAUUGGGGGUGCCUCUCGCCUGUCCGACGACGGCCCGGUUGGCGCCGCUUCUCCUCUCCUGCCUGGGUCUCCCCCUUCAUCGCCCUCCGGUAACGGACGGCCUCCUCCUCCGUGAUCUGCCCCCAACCGAGGAGGACAUCCACUAACGUUACCUCCGGCGUUUGCUCCUGGACACGCUGCUUGGUCCUGUAUGGGUGGGAUCUUCUGUCACGAUCGUCAUAAUGAGUAGACCAAGGCGCAGCGUGAUAUGCGUACAUCUUCUUUAAUAGAGUACUAGCAACACGAUACAAAAUACAAAACAACAAAACGAAACGUGAAGUCCUCGGUCAUGAACACAAACCAACACGGAACAAGAUCCCACAAAACACAAGUGCACAACAGGCUGCCUAAGAAUGGUUCCCAAUCAGAGACAACAAGCAACAGCUGAUUCUCGUUGCCUCUGAUUGAGAACCACCCCGGCCAACCUAGAAAACACAUGAACUAGAAACAGAACAUAGAACACAAAACAUAGACCCUACACACCCUGGCUCAACAUAUAAGAGUCCCCAGAGCCAGGGCGUGACAGUGUCAUAUAGGCUAGUAUUAAAGCCGACUGUCAGUUGAUAUAGAAUCUGAUGUAGGCCUAUAGAAUAAGUGGACUAUUUGACACAUAAUGUAAUGGCACUAUUGAGUUGUAUUGACAUACUCUUCUCCAUACUGUACGUAUUAUCCAGUGUUCAUCAGCUCAUAUAUGAAGAUGAAAUGUGAAUCCACCUUGCUCUUUGCAGAUUGAGAUGCCUGGUGAAGCAGCUGGACAAGGGAGAAGUGAACGUGGUGGACCUGAGGAAGAAUAUAGAGUAUGCAGCCUCUGUUCUAGAGGCAGUCUAUAUCGAUGAAACCAGGUGGGUGCAUUUCAAUUAAAUUCCAUUCCAUGCAUGACUACAUCAAGUAUAUUGCACUCUCUGCACCGCUGAAGGUACAGGAAAGAACUGCGCAAAUACAACUCACACUAUUAUUAUUAUUAUUAUUAUUAUUAUUUAUUAUUAUUAAUUAUUAUGAAGUUACAGGAAAGAACGGCACGAAUACAACUCACAGAAAAUGUGUGCGUGCGCGCGCAUAUGUGUGGUGAAGCCAGAGACAGGGAGAGAACGUCGGGGGGGAAUGUCUGUCUUCAAAAGGGAUGAAAGAUAAACUGAAAGGAGAGCUGAUCCACUCCCUGCUUUACUUCUUCAACUCCAUAUGUGAAGCUUUCCAUCUCUCCAUGGAGGAGACUAUUAAACUCGAUUCUAACUGAGCCCCACCCCCCUCAGUCUGGGCUGUUGUGGCUGUAGUUGUUGAUGCAGACUGCAGUGUGUCAGCUCAGCUGUGCUCUCCAACGAUACGCAGGUGUUUGCAUAGCCUGUAGACUGAUUGCAUGCAGGCAUGUUAACAGAGCUCAUGUUCAACAUCUCUCUCUCUCUACUUCUGUCUUUCUCUCUCUUACCCCCUCUCUCUUUCUACCUCUGUCUUUCUUACUUUCCCUCCCUCUCUCUCUCUCUCUCUGUCUCUCUCUCUCUACCUCUGUCUUUCUCUUGCUCGCCCUCUCUCUUUCCCUCUCUCUCUCUCUCUCUCGCUCGCCCUCUCCCUCUCUCUCUCUCUCUUUCUCUCUCUCUCUCUCUCUCUCUCUCUACCUCUUUAGUCUUUCUCUUGCUCGCCCUCUCUCUUUCCCUCCCUCUCUCUCUCUCUCUCUCUCUCUCUCUCUCUCUCUACCUCUUUAGUCUUUCUCUCGCUCGCCCUCUCUCUCUCUCUCUCUCUCUCUGUCUUUCCCUCGCUCGCCCUCUCUCGCCCUCUCUCUCUCUCUCUCCCUCUCUGUCUUUCCCUCGCUCGCCCUCUCCCUCUCUCUCUCUCUCUGAGGCCCCAAGUCUAUCUCCCUCACUUUAGUAUUCAUUAACAAGGCUUUGGUCCUCAGUGCUAGAACUCUCUUCAAUCACCACAUUACAAGGCAUGUUUGCCAGAAAGCACUGCUACAGUCCCAGAAGAUUGAUCCAAACAAAAUAAUGAAGUCGUUCUUUGUGUGCAUCCCAAAUGACGUUUAUUCUUUUUCUUUUUUACAGUCGCUCAGUUUUACAAUUUCAGAAUAAUUACUUGCAGAAGGAAGUCCUGUCCUGCACCCGUAUCACCAUUCUAUACACCUCAUUUCCUUACAUUAGCAUCUAAUCUAAUGUUGGCACUAUAAUCACAUCACGAAAAAUAUCUGCCUCUCUUUUCCUUCAUUGGCCACAUUUUCAUGAAGACUGAAGAUCUGUUUUCCGGUUAAUAAAUGGCUAUUUUCCUCAGUAAAACAAGAUGACUCACUGUGAGAAAGGAAGAAGGGAAACAAAACAAACUGCAGUGGAAAGAGAACCUGUCAGUUAACACUUCAUUCAGUUAGAACUCCAUUCAGCCUUCAGAAAGACAUUUACUGGAGAUCACAUAGCUCCAUACCAGGACAGGUAAACAGACAUUUACAAGACCCAAUAUACCUGGCCUCUCAACUCAUUACAUUACAGUCACCAAUGGAAAAACAUUAACAUAUUUUAAGGCGUGUCUUGUAAGAGGCUAUAUUUGUUGCACCCAUGAGUGAGAAUGCUGUAUUCCCCACAGAAUACGGUAAUAUACUGUAUUUUAGGAAUUCUACAAACCUUUUCCUAAAACUCUACAGUAACUUACUGGCCAAUUGUUGCCAGUAAGUGACUGUAAUUACGAUUAUAGUACCAUACUGCAGUUUUGGAGGGCCAAAAACCUUUUGAACACUAGUGGGUGCAUGGUAUUGUUGUUUCUCACUCAUUAACAUAUUUUGAGGUGUGUCUUGUAAGAGGUUAUAUUUUUAGCAGCCAUUAGUUAAGAGUCCUGUAUCAAUUUAUGUGAUAUGUGGUGGUAGUUCCAUAACAAUUAAAUGUAUAUAGGGAACAGAUCAGACUGGUAGUGGGUCUUAAUUGGUUUAAUGUUUGAAUAUUUACCCCUAUCCAUUUGAUCUGUUUUGCCCUGUAAUCGUCCAGUUUAGAAGUCUUUGUUUAGGCCUCUAGAAGUGCAAGUGAUAUAAAACACCUAGUAUUUAUUAAUAUGCAAAUGCCUACAGACAACCUGCUUUCUCUAAUCCCUUGUAAUUACAGUAAAAUAAUGUAUAAAUAAUUUUCUUACAGUUUAGUAGUCACUUUUACUGUAUUGAACUGUGUUUCAUUCCUCUGGCGUCAAGUUACCAUGAAUAUCUCAGUAUUGUAUUGGCACCAUCCAGUGAUGGUCAGAGAUAUCAUAAGAUAUAUUGUUGUAAUUACAAUUAUUUUGAAGACCAAUGUAUCCUUUGCUACAACAACAUUUUCAGUAAUAGUUACAGAAUGUUUUUACUUGCUUUGACUGUGAUGUUUUUUUUUAUCAACCUUGGUUGAAUGCACUGACUGUAAGUUGAUAAGGACAAGAGCUCCCGCUAAAUGACCUAAAUGGUAAUGAAUAUGGUACAGAUUGGUUUCCCACACCCUAAGGUGUAAAACAAGGAGACGCCUUAUCACUGACUCUGUUAUGUUUAUUCAUGAUUUGGCAAAAGACAUCAAAUCAAACUGUAUUGGUCAUACGCUCCGAAUAUAUACAAGGAGUACCAGUACCGAGUCAAUGUGCAGGGGUACAAGGUAGUUGAGGGAAUUGAGGUAAUAUAUUAUGUACAGUGCAUUCGGAAAGUAUUCAAACCCCUUGACUUUUUCCACAUUUUGUUACGUUAUAGCCUUAUUGUAAAAUAGAUUAAAUAAAACAUUUUCCCCAUCAAUCUACACACAAUACCCCAUAAUGACAAAGCGUACCUUAUUUACAUAAGUAUUCAGACCCUUUGCCAUGAGACUCUACAUUUAGCUCAGGUGCAUCCUGUUUCCACUGAUCAUCCUUGAGAUGUUUCUACAACUUGGUAAAUUCAAUUGAUUGGACAUGAUUUGGAAAGGCACACACCUGUCUAUACAAGGUCCCACAGUUGACACUGCAUGUCAAAGCAAAAACCAAGCCAUGAGGUCGAAGGAAUUGUCCGUAGCGCUCCGAGGCAGGAUUGUGUCGAGGUUGUGUUUUUGGCAGCAUUGAAGGUCCCCAAGAACAUAGUGGCUUCCAUCAUUCUUAAAGUUUGGAACCACCAAGACUCGUCCUAGAGCUGGCUGCCCGGCCAAACUGAGCAAUCGGGGGGAGAAGGGCAUUGGUCAGGGAGGUGACCAAGAACCCGAUGGUCACGCUGACAGAGCUCCAGUGUCCUUCUGUGGAGAUAGGAUAACCUUCCAGAAGGACAACCAAACUCUGCAUUCCACAGUAAGAACAUCAUACCAAAGGUCAAGCAUGGUAGUGGUGGUGUGAUGGUUUGGGGAUGCUUUGCUGCCUCAGGACCUGGACGACUUGCCUUAAUAGAAGGAACCAUGAAUUCUGCUCUGUAUCAGAGAAUUCUACAGGAGAAUGUCAGACCAUCCGUCUGUGAGCUGAAGCUGAAGCGCAGCUGGGUCAUGCAGCAAGACAAUGAUCCAAAACACACAAUCAAGUCUACAUGAAAAUUGCUCAAAAGCAACAAAUUGGAUGUUUUGGAAUGGCCUAGUCAAAGUCCAGACCUAAUCCCAAUUGAGAUGUUGUGGCAGGACUUGAAACGAGCAGUUCAUGCUUGAAAACCCACACGUCAUUGAGUCAAAGCAGUUCUGCAUGGAAGAGUGGGCCAAAAUUCCUCCACAGCGACGUGAGAGACUGAUCAACAACUACAGGAAGCAUUUGGUUGGAGACAUUGCAGCUAAAGGUGGCACAACCAGUUAUUGAGUGUAAGGGGGCAAUUACUUUUUCACACAGGGGAAUUGGGUGUUGCAUAACUUUGUUUAUGAAAUAAAUGAAAUAAAUAUGUAAUUGUUGUGUUAUUUGUUCACUUAUGUUCCCUUUAUCUAAUAUUAGGUUUUGGUUGAAGAUCUGAUAACAUUCAGUAUCACAAAUAUGCAAAAGUAGAGAAAAUUAGAAAGGGGGCAAAUACUUUUUCAUAGCACUGUAUGUAUACAGAUUGUGUGUAGGUCAGUCUCACACUGUAAUCUUCUCUUAGUGCCAGAUCGGGUUCAAACGCCUUCCGUUUAAUUUUUCUGGAUUUAUUUGUAUUAUUUUUACUGCUCUCUAGGGUUAUUAGUAUUGCUUGGAUAACCUUAUUUACUAUUAUGUAUUGCUUUCUUUUCAUUCUUUAUGAGGUAUAGGAUAGUAUGGUGCUGGUACAUUUGUGUAACGUGUUCCAAGUGCCCUGUAGUGUGACUCUGUCCCUUGAUGUCCCCCUCCCAGACGUCUUCUGGACACUGAGGAUGAGCUCAGUGACAUCCAGGCGGACUCUGUGCCCAUGGAGGUGCGUGAUUGGCUGGCCUCGACCUUCACCAGGAAGAUGGGUGUGGUCAGGAGGCGACCCGAGGAGAAACCACGAUUCAGGAGCAUCGUCCAUGCCGUGCAGGCUGGCAUCUUCGUCGAGAGGUACACACACAUGUUUGUUUUACUGUCCUUGUGGGGACAAAAAUAAUUGAUUCCCAUUCAAAAUCCUGUUUUCCUUAACUUAACCUUAAACCCCAUAAACCUACUGUAACUUGUAGCCCUAAUAGUAACUCUAACCCCUAAGCCUAAAAUAGCCUUUUUCCUUGUUUUACUAUUCCUUGUGGGGACUUCUGGUCCCCACAAGGAUAGUAAAACCAAACACACACACAAACACACGCUCUCUUCUUCGUUGAGAGGUUGUACUUUCAUGAGGCAUGGGAAAAUAAACCUAUAAGAGAAUUACAGUAGGAUAUUUAUAUUGAUAAGUAUACAGAGACAUGUAAGUACAGAUAAGUACAAAAACAACAUACCAUCAAACCAUCAACACUUUAUUAGAAGCUCCUAUGAAUUGCUUCAGAGGUAGUGUUGUUUCUUAAAAGGAAAACACAACUGUCAUUCUGCCUUUUAACAGAAAAUGGUUAUUAUUAAAAACCUGCUUAUUUCCACUAAGUGGGCACAAACAUAAAUGGUGGCUUUUAGUUGUAGUGUUGCUCUUAGAAGGAAAGAAUAACUGACAUUCUGCCAGUCAAUAGAUAUGGACAUUAGUGAAAUGUGCAUACUCUUUCUUGAGCAUAACUGCCUACUUACAGUGGGCACCAACAUGAAUAUAUAAACAUAAUAUUCAGCAAAGUGUCUCAAUCUCCUUAAGAGCUGCUGCUAGGGCCUGUGUCUCACUCUUAUUCCCAUGGCAACUACCAGGCUAUUUCAAUGUGCCAUAGACACCUGUUGGAAACAAUCCUCUAUCUUUAUCUCCUGGAGCUGAAUAUUACAAAAUGAAAGCCACAAUGCAGGUAUUUGAGAUUUCAUGCUCGGUUCGACAGUUGGAAUUUGUAUUUCUUAGUUUAUUUCUCAAAUUAGUCAAACUUAAUAGGUUAAUGCUUAAUGCGUUUUGAUGGUUUCUUCUUUAGUGGCCAACAGUAUAAUUUGAGUUAUAAAAUGUGUGUUGUAAUUCCAUAUGUUAAGAAUGUUGUAAGAUCUGUCCGUCAGACAGUAUGGUCUCUUCAGCCCAGAUUCUCCUGUGAAAAACAGGUCUAUGAUUUCAAAAAUUCUCAGAGAAGAGGAGAGAGGAGAAUACAGUCAAUACCCAGCAUGCCAGAUUCCUCUUCUUCUUCUUUAUUAUGAACUACACGUAGGUUGAGUUCCAAAUUGUACCCUGUUCCCUAUAUAGUGCACUACUUUUGACCAAGGCCCAUAGAGAAUAAGGUGCCAUUUGGGACAUAACCCUCUUCUCUUUAAUUAGCUUGGCUGGGUUCAGACAUGUCGCACCUUUCUUUGUUGCUGUUUCCAAAGCCCAAAUACAGUCUUUCUUUGGCGUUAUUUAACAGCCCUGUCUCAUCCCUCCUCCUCACCCCUUUCAACACUUUAGAUUUUUUAAAUGUAACUACUGUUGAUCCCACCGUUACUGGUUAUUGUUGAAAACUGAGGUAUUGUGGCUUUAUGAGACUGUAGCAUUUUUAUACCGUAAUGGGUAGUAUACAAUUGAAAUCAUCAGCCAUUGUUUGUUGUCCAUGUGUGUACAGUUUUCUAUGUAUACAAAGUAAAUGUAUAGGAGCUGCCACAGCAGGCAAAACUGACUGAAAUGAAAUAUUUACAACCACUAAUCAUUCGAACAUUGUUUCAACCCGAUUUGCCCGCUGGGCAUAUUGCAGUUCUAUUGUGUAACCACCUAAUGAUUGUGUAUCUGUCUUCAGGAUGUACAGACGGACGUCUAACAUGGCUGGGCUGACGUACCCUCCAGCUGCCAUCACUACUCUGAAGGUGCUUGAUUCAUCAUAUUACCAUUAUUAUGCCUACUAUACCGCAGGGGUAGGCAAGCCGAUUUUUGUCAGAGCAGAUGGUCGGGGGCUGAAGUAUAAUUCUAAUCACAUUUUGUACACUACAAAUUUACCAUGAGUAAGCCCAAGAAGAGAUUGAAUUUUUAAAUAACAAUCAUUUCAUACCUUGAUUACAUUGAGACAUGAUCACGUCUUUCACUUUAUAUGUGGGCAUAUUUGGGAACAGAUUUCCUCAAUUACAAUGAUUUUAGCUGAAUUCCUGGUGAUUUUAUAUAAUUUUUUGAGAUGGGAAUGAUGACAUUUUAAAACAUUACAGGGAUAAUAAACUGUGUCAUAUCAUUCAUAAUGAUUACAGAAUACAGCCUUUAUUACAGCUGUACAAGAUGUACCUGACUUUACAGCUGUUUAGACUUUAUCAUAACUUCAUCCUAUUCUGACAUCCAUAGAGAUGAUGUCAGAAUGUGUUAUUGUGUAUAAGUAAUAUGUUUUAUUUUAUAGAACCCAAUGUGUGUUCUAUUUAAUUAUUUGCUGUCAUCAUCCCUGACAUCAUCUGAUUGUUUACAGGAUGUAGAUAACUGGUCCUUUGAUGUGUUUGCGCUCCACGAGGCCAGCAGUGAACACGCAUUAAAGUUCCUGGUGUACGAACUCCUCACCCGCUAUGAUCUGAUCAAUCGCUUCAGGGUUAGUCUCUCUUCAGUCUCUCUCUUGAACGUUAACAUCAGGGUGUGUGUGUGUGAGUGCAUCUAUCUGUGUGUGUGUGAGCGAUUGAACCGAGGUUUUGUAAACUUUUAAACCAGUAAUUCUGAAAGUAGCGCUCAAGAGCCAAAAAGGGUCCCUGAAAUGUGGGUAUGUGCAUGUGUCUGUUUGUGCAUGCAUGUGUGAGUGUGUUGGUAUCGUGUGUGUGUGUGUGUGUUUGUGAGUGCAUGCGUGCGUUGGUAUCGUGUGUGCGUGUGUGUGUUUGUGAGUGCAUGCGUGCGUUGGUAUCGUGUGUGUGUGCAUGUCUCUCUCAGUCCUCUGUUCUACACCACAGGCCUCUGGGUGCCUCAUGAAGACAUGGUUUAACACUCCAACCUGACACUGUUCUGUUCUCUGUUCUCAUCUCUGUCUGGUUUUAGAUGAGAGAUUGUACAUGUCCUCUGUUAGAUGAGUGGUGAGAAUAUCACCAACACUAACUGUUACUGUGCUUUGAUCCCAAUGUGAGGAUGAUCUUUUAAUAUGAUCAUAUGGUUGGACUUUACUUGAACCCUCUGUCAUAACGGCUACAUAACACUACAUAACCCUACAUGACACUACAUGACAUAACUAAGAGCAGGGCCCAGAACACACAGCAGGGCCUGAGACACACAGUAAUCUUAUGUAGCCGUAAUGUGUUACAGAUCAUACAACAGUGGCCCUCUAUUCCAAGUCAUAUUGUUUGUAGCCCCACCUUCCAAGUGAAUCCAUCAAUACCCGAUCAAGACAUAUUUACAUCUCUGUCACUUCAGCCCUGUCACCUACAGAUAGUCACCUAUAGAUAGGUCAUGUUGCACUGCUCAGACGUUGCUAGCAUCAAACAAUGGUUCAUCGACUGUGCCGUCGAGCACCAGAUUGCUAUAACAUAUGAUGUGGUUAGCUGAUACGUAAAAUACCUAUCCAGGUAUAUAUAUAUAUAUAUAUAUAUAUAUAUAUAUAUAUAUAUAUAUAUAUAUAUAUAUAUAUAUAUAUAUUCACUUACUGUAUAUAUAGUCACCCAUAUAUAGUCACCUAUAUAUAGUCACCUACAGAUAGUCACCUAUAGAUAGUCACCUACAGAUAGUCACCUAUAGAUAGUCACCUACAGAUAGUCACCUACUGUAUAUAUAUAUAUAUAUAUAUAUAUAUAUAUAUAUAUAUAUAUAUAUAUAUAUAUAUAUAUAUAUAUAUAUAUUCACUUACUGUAUAUAUAGUCGCCCAUAUAUAGUCACCUACAGAUAGUCACCUAUAGAUAGUCACCUAUAGAUAGUCACCUACAGAUAGUCACCUAUAGAUAGUCACCUACAGAUAGUAACCUACAGAUAGUCACCUAUAUAUAGUCACCUACAGAUAGUAACCUACAGAUUGUCGCCUACAGAUUGUCACCUACAGAUAGUCACCUACAGAUAGUCACCUAUAGAUAGUCACCUACAGAUAGUCACCUAUAGAUAGUCACCUACAGAUAGUCACCUAUAGAUAGUCACCUACAGAUAGUCACGUGUGGGUUGUGUACUUCACAGCCAUACUGUCAUACUGUUCCUAGAAUUCAAUGUGACAGUUAGGCUUUAAAUGGACAUUAAAAUAUCUGGAGGAGCUCAGCUCUUUCAUUGUGAAUGUGAACGUGUGUAAUGCAUGAUGCUCAUAUUUGGAUUUAGGAAGAGUAGUGUUCUGGGCCAUGCUCUGCUCUUAGUCUGAUUAAACAAUAGGAGUUAAGCUUGCACACAAGCAACAGUACAUGUACACGAAGCCCCCACACGUGUAUCUCUUUAUCUCUCCAGCUUCAUUGUAGGAAAGAUAACUCCAGCACACAUAACAAUUUGGACAAUAAACAAUGUGCAGAUGUAAUACAGUAUAUUGCAGGAGUGUGCAGAAGUUAUAUUUUCUGUAAUGAAGUCUGCUCUGGGGAUGUAAUUCCCUGCACUAUACAUUUGAAAAGUAUAGUGAUGUGUGUGAUAACAUUUCACUUCUGUCGCUCCAGUUGCCUGGAACUCACUGUGUUAGUGGUUGUCUGUGGUGAAACUGGCCCUCCCUGACCCAGCACGGAGCCAUUCACCUUCCUGUUGUUCAUCUAGCUGAAACUUUGAGCUCUGGCUUCUGUUUCUGUCUUUUUAAAAUGGUGAUCUUUGAUUAAAAGGCAGAACAUACUUGAUUUUUGAAAUAAUUUUUUGGGGGAGUGUGUCCCAUCCUUAUCAUUUAUCAGGCAGGCCUAACCUCCCUGUUCUUCCCCAGAUUCCAGUGUCAUCUCUGGUGUAUUAACCUCCCUGUUCUAACCCAGAUACCAGUGUCAUCUCUGGUGUCUUAACCUCCCUGUUCUAACCCAGAUACCAGUGUCAUCUCUGGUGUCUUAACCUCCCUGUUCUAACCCAGAUACCAGUGUCAUCUCUGGUGUCUUAACCUCCCUGUUCUAACCCAGAUACCAGUGUCAUCUCUGGUGUCUUAACCUCCCUGUUCUAACCCAGAUACCAGUGUCAUCUCUGGUGUCUUAACCUCCCUGUUCUAACCCAGAUACCAGUGUCAUCUCUGGUGUCUUAACCUCCCUGUUCUAACCCAGAUACCAGUGUCAUCUCUGGUGUCUUAACCUCCCUGUUCUAACCCAGAUCCCAGUGUCAUCUCUGGUGUCUUAACCUCCCUGUUCUAACCCAGAUACCAGUGUCAUCUCUGGUGUCUUAACCUCCCUGUUCUUCACCAGAUACCAGUGUCAUCUCUGGUGUCUUAACCUCCCUGUUCUAACCCAGAUCCCAGUGUCAUCUCUGGUGUCUUAACCUCCCUGUUCUUCACCAGAUACCAGUGUCAUCUCUGGUGUCCUUCGUAGAGGCUCUAGAGGUAGGCUACAGCAAACACAGAAACCCCUACCACAACCUGAUCCACGCUGCUGACGUCACACAGACGGCACACUAUCUGAUGCUCCACACUGGCAUUAUGGUGAGUCUCUCACACACACACGUUUGUGCAAUGAAUUGUCCCCCAGCAACAUAGACAGAUCAAAGGACAGGUUCCGAUUGUGUUUCUUGUUACAAUCUCUCUCUCACUCACAGCACUGGCUCACUGAACUGGACAUCCUAGCCAUGGUGUUUGCUGCAGCUAUCCAUGACUUUGAACACACUGGGACAACCAACAACUUUCACAUUCAGACCAGGUGUGUGUGUCCGUAUUCUACUGUCAGUAGAUCUUUUCAUUCCUGAAGUUUGACACAACAACCCUUAGCUAAUGCUGACCAGACCACACGCGCGCAUGUUGAUUUUGUCCACCCACACCAGACGCGAUCAGGACACACACUUUGAAAUAUCAAAACAAACUCUGAACCAACUAUAUUAACUUCGGGAUAGGUCGAAAACCAUUAAACAUGUAUGGCAAUUUAGCUAGCUAGCUUGCUGUUGCUAGCUAAUUUGUCCUGGGAUAUAAACAUUGGGUUGUUAUUUUACCUGAAAUGCGCAAGGUCCUCUACUCUGACAAUUAAUCCACAGAUAAAAGUAUAAACCGAGUGAGUUUCUAGUUCUCUCCUCCUUCAGGCUUCUUCUUCUUCUUUGGAAUUUAUAUGGCAGUUGGCAACCAACUUUAUGGUACAUUACUACAACCAACUGGACUGGAGCGUAGACAUCAGUUCAUCUUUCAAUCACCCACGUGGGUAGAUGCUCCUAAAAACCAAUGAGGAGAUGGGAGAGGCAGGACUUGCAGCGUGUUGAGCGUCACAAAUAGAACUGAGUUCUAUUUUAGCGCCUGGCCACGCAGAUGCUCGUUGACGCACAUGAACAGUGUGGGUGCAAUAAUUGAAUAACAUGUAUGUGUACAUUUAUUUUGCAACACGAGCGGUGUGGUCAGCAUGUUAACUACUGUACCACUGGUGAUCGACCUUAUAGACUGAGUGAUGACUCAACAAUAAUUAUUUAUUGUAAUUUCCAUUCAUUCCAUUUGAUUCCAUCCUACCAAUACCAAUGUUAAACUGAAGAUGUCCCUGUAUUGUACUUUUAGUACAUCACUUGCCUCCCAGACAGACAGACAGACUCUGUAUUGCUCUGACCCUGGCUAAUGAAUGCCAAUGGUAAAGGCACCCAUUUAAAGAAUCCAUUAAAGUGAAGUGUACAAUAAGAAUACUCAAUAUUGCAGCAUUGACCUCAGUGAUAAGGGAUAGCAACAAAAGAGAGAGUGAGCGUGAAAGAGAGAGAGAGCGAUUAAACCCUUCAUUUAGUUUAAACCUCUGCAUGGCUUUCUAGUCUAAUAACAAUUGAUCAGAAAGGCCUCUGGUGUGUUAGACGUGAGGGUUGUUGUGUGGUGAGAUGGAAAAUGAAGGUAUUGUUCAAACUCCCCCUCUGUGAUUAUGUGUUCUAAUCUCCAGACUGAAAUGAGGUUUCUCAACAGGAAAAUCUGGAAUUCUCAAAUCGCUACCAUCUCAAAUCGCUACCAUCGCUAUCGUAUCAUAAUCACUAUCGUCAUUUCAAACCUGGUUGGAAUUAAAGUCGCUUCAACCUGGGUACUGUUUCCAUACAAGUUGGCUACCUGGUAAAGUAAUCCAGCCUGGAAAGCCCCAUGUGGCACAAUGAAUAAUCACACCUUCUCUUCCCUUUCUUCUGCUCCUUCUCUUCCUCUAUCCAGGUCAGAGGUGGCCAUCCUGUACAACGACCGGUCAGUCCUGGAGAACCACCAUGUCAGUGCUGCCUACAGACUUAUGCAAGAAGAUGAGAUGAACAUACUGGUCAACCUGUCAAAAGAUGACUGGCGGUGAGUUAAGAAAGACUGCUCACAUCCUCAGUCUUUGGGGUUUUAGGCUGGGUUUCUGUACUUUGUGACAACUGCUGAUGUAAAAAGGGCUUUAUAAAAUGCAUUUGAUUAAUUGAUUGAGAUCAACACUUCAAAGAACGAAGGGGCUAGAAAUGUAACAUAACCGGGAUACUUAGCCUUGAUUCUAGGUUUGGAUACGAAUGUAGUGUGGUGUAUGUCAAUGCAAGACUAUUAUAUAACCUGGAUGAUAGAUAGAAUAUGUCACAUUCAAUCAAUCAAUCAAUCAAACUACAUGAUCAAAAGUAUGUGUACACCUGCUCAUCAAACAUCUAAUUCCAAAAUCAUGGGUAUUAAUAUGGAGUUGGUCCCCCUUUUGCUGCUAUAACAGCCUACACUCUUCUGGGAAGGCUUUCCACUAGAUGUUGGAACAUUGCUGCGGGGACUUGCUUCCAUUCAGCCACAAGAACAUUAGUGAGGUCAGGCACCGCUGUUGAGCGAUUAGGCCUGGCUCGCAGUUGGCGUUCCAAUUCAUCCCAAAGGUGUUCAAUGGGGUUGAGGUCAGGGCUCUGUGCAGGCCAGUCAAGAUCUCGACAAACCAUUUCUGUAUGGACCUCACUUUGUGCACGGGGCAUUGUCAUGCUGCAACAGGGAAGGGCCUUCCCCAAACUGUUGCCACAAAGUUGGAAGCACAGAAUUGACUAGAAUGUCAUUGUAUGCUGUAGCGUUAAGAUUUUCCUUCGCUGGAACUAAGGCACCUAGCCUGAACCAUGAAAAACAGCCCCAGACCAUUAUUCCUCCUCCACCAAACUUUACAGUUGGCACAAUGCAUUCGAGCAGGUAGCGUUCUCCUGGCAUCCGUCAAACCCAGAUUCGUCCAUCGGACUGCCAGAUGGUGAAGCGUGAUUCACUGCUCCAGAGUCCAAUGGGGCGAGCUUUACACCACUCCAGCCAACGCUUGGCAUUCGCAUGGUGAUCUUAGGCUUGUGUACGGCUGCUCGGCCAUGGAAACCCAUUUCAUGAAGCUCCCAACGAGCAGUUCUUGUGCUGACGUUGCUUCCAGAGGCCGUUUGGAACUCGGUAGUGAAUGUUGCAACCGAGACAGACGAUUUUUACGCACUACACGCUUCAGCACUCAGCGGCCCCGUUCUGUGAGCUUGUGUGGCCUACCACUUUGCGUCUGAGCCAUUGUUGUGCCUAGACGUUUCCACUUCACAAUAACAGCACUUACAGUUGACCGGGGCAGCUCUAGCAGGGCAGAAAUUUGACGAACUGACUUGUUGGAAAGGUAGCAUCCUAUGACGGUGCCACGUUGAAAGUCACUGAGCUCUUCAGUAACGCCAUUCUAAUGCCAAUGUUUCUAUGGAGAUUGCAUGGCUGUGUGCUUGAUUUUAUACACCUGUCAGCAGCAGGUGUGGCUGAAAUAGCCAAAUUCACUCAUUUGAAGGGGUGUCCACAUACUUUUGGUCAUGUAAUGUAUGACCUUUAUAUGGCACAUCUGCCCUGGCCGACUCAGCAAGUAGAGCUCUUGAGGGAGUUAUAGGAAAAACAAAAACACUCAAAGAUAUUGGUUAUGCCAGCCUAAAACCCCAAAGAGCAAGCGAUGCAGAUGUAUAAGCACGGUGGCUAGGAAAAACUCCCUAGAAAUACAGGAACCUAGGAAGAAACCUGGAGAGAAACCAGGCUCUGAGGGGUGGUUAGUCAUCUUCCGGCUGUGAUUCAGUGAUUAUGGAAAGUCCCACAGCUCACCCGAUCAGUAGGUACUGUAUGAAAAUGAUAUGCUAAUGACUGAGGUUUGUCGGAAGAAGCGGUGCAAGACAUCACACUGUGUUCUUGUCCUGGAGAAUCCAAGAACAGCUGGAGUGGAGGCUAGGUGGAAACUGACCCUGUUCUCCUGUGUGUGUUUCCAGAGAGCUACGGAUCCUGAUGAUUGAGUACAGACAUGUCCUGCCAUUUUUCUUUAACCUAACUCUAACCUGUCUGUCUGUCAGAGAACUGCGGACCCUGGUGAUUGAGAUGGUGAUGAGUACAGACAUGUCCUGCCAUUUCCAGCAGAUCAAAACCAUGAGGAAUGCCCUGCAGCAGCCCGAGGGGUGAGUGGACUGUCUCAGGACCCUGACCUAUGACCCCUAACCCCUGAACCCUUAGCCCUGACCCCUAAACCCUAACCUCUAACCCCAGCUCUCUGGACCAUGCCUUUCAUCUCAAUCCUUUAUGUGUCCCUGUAUGAUGUCCCUGUGUGUGUGUGUGUGUCCCCCUGUAUGAUGUCCCUGUGUGUGUGUGUGUGUGUGUGUGUGUGUGUGUGUGUGUGUGUGUGUGUGUGUGUGUGUGUGUGUGUGUCUGUGUGUGUGUGUGUGUGUGUGUGUGUGUGUGUGUGUGCGUCUGUCUGUCUGUCUGUCUUGUGUGUAUCUGAUGUACUGUUGUCUGUGUGGUUGAUUGACAGAGUAGACCAGGCUAAAGCCCUACUGUAUCUCUGAUGCUGUCUGUCUGUCUGUCUGUCUGUCUUAGUGUAUCAGUGUCUCAGUAUUUGUGUUAGCUGAUGUACUGUUGUUUCUACAGAGUAGACAAGGCUAAAGCCCUGUCUCUGAUGCUGCAUGCAGCUGACAUCAGCCACCCAGCCAAGGCCUGGAAGCUGCACUACCGAUGGACACAGGCCCUGAUGGAGGAGUUCUUCAGACAGGUACAGUACAAACAUAGUCCUACCUUACAGUCCCUGACAGAUACUAUGGGAGAGGGAAACUUGACCACUGUAUUAUGGAUGUAUCCCACUUCUGACACCUGUAUUGCUAAGGAUAUGGGAUACCAUUCCAAUAGAUUUAGGAAUAUAUUCACUUGGAUCAACUGGAUAUGUUACACAGAGCACUAUGGGUAUUGUAGUGAAUCAUGUUACAUUAUACAGUAGAGCCGCUCCUGCCCUUCUGCAUUGAUAUGGUUAUGAAGGCUGGUAUUGUUGUUUCUUACAGGGCGAUAAGGAGGUUGAGUUAGGGCUGCCAUUCUCUCCUCUGUGUGAUCGAAAAACGACCAUGAUUGCCCAGUCACAAAUAGGUGAGCGUCACACCCUAUUAUUGUCCUCCCUGUGAGCUGUUUCAUACAGCUCUGAUGGGUUUGUGUCCUCAGACAGUCCAUAGCUCAAAUGCGCCGCCAUGUGGACAUUUGAGAAACUAUCAGAUAUUUUUCCCUUGCUACGAUAAAGCAUGGGAAUCUUCACUGCCUGUCAUCAUAAAUUACAUUUGCUGUAACAUCACAGACUGUUUUUUCUCCUGUUUCUCUGAAAAGUACAAUCAUCAGUUUCUCUGUCUGUCUCCCAGGGUUCAUUGACUUCAUAGUAGAACCCACGUUCUCUGUGUUGGUGGACACGACAGAGAAGAUCAUUACACCUCUCAUAGAGGAUACCUUAAAGUCACACGACACUGGCGUCCGCAGGUCAAGGUGAGACACAUUCCCAAUAUUAUAAACUCUGGAAAAUCACAGUUUUCGCAGCUUACAGUUUUCCCAGUUUAGCAUGUCUGAUGUAUUCAAAAUGCCUACCAGUAUCACCCACACUCAGAAUUUCUCUAUCUUCUAUCUCUAUGGUCGAUCUAAGCUGUGGAAUAAGCAACCAAGUAUUACUCAAGUGUUUUCUGUUCUAUACAAUAUGUCCAUAUUAGGACAGCCUCACAAAGACUUGGUGUCAGAGUCAUUCUGACUUACGGCGUCAACAUAUAUUUGACAGAAUGGACGUAAUUUGACAGAGUUUCUGUUUUAUGUUGCUUGUUGGUUCAGUUUGACAGGUAGUGGGUCGGUGACGGUGGUGGAGUCAGUCCAGAGACACAGUGGUCGAGGGUCCAGCCAGGGGGUUGACCAGGGGCUCACUACAGACUAUAGCCUGACUGGCAUCGACCUGAAACGGGUCAGACACACACUGGCAGAGGUCAUCCAACACAACAAAGACCGAUGGAAGGAGCUCUCUGUACAAGGUAUAGUUGUCUUGUUGUUGUUGUUGUUAUUGUUGCUCUUCUUCUUCAGUCACCUGAAUACCUAUCCUUCUUUCAGUGUACUAUGACAUGACAUUACAUGUUCAUUCCCUUUGCUUGUGUUAUCUCGUUUCCUCAGAGUUGGCGAGGAAAGAGCGAGCUGAGUUGACUCCUGACCCAGAGGAGGAGUCCCUGAUGAACACAGAGGUUACGUUGACUCACACCAGGCCUGAGAGACACAGCCAGGAGCUCCAAUCAGAGCCAUUCAAUGAACUGAUGAACAACACAAACAAUAACUCUUCCCAGGAGGACUCAGAGCUGGACCACAGUCCUCACAGACCUCUGUCCAUGUCUGAGGAUAAAGAGACAACAUCACCUGGUUCCAUCUCUCCUGAACACCUACCAUGGAACGGUAGGAAUGUUAGCUAACGAUAUGAUACGGUAUAAUAUGAUAUGAUACAAAAUGAUAUCAUAUGAUACUAUAUACGAUAUGAUAUACGACACAAUAUACGAUAGAAUGUACAAUACAACAAUACAACAUAAUGUAGUGGAAUGUAACAUAACGCAACACAACAAAAUGCAAUACAAUACAACACAAUACAAAACAGCACAAUAGCACAGUGAAACCAACAGUCAUGCCUUUUAACUAUGCUGUUGUCCUGUCAGUAGGCUAUAGCUAUGUGGUAUUUUUCUCGUCUCUAUAAUUGUAUUGUCAGUCACGGCCAUCUGUAACCAAAUGUCGAAGAGAUAGCUGCAGAGUGGAGGGUUGUCAAGGUUACAACUGAGUGAUGCUGUGUUGUCAUGGUAACUGUUGUUGCUUGCAGGAGAAGGCCCUGGGCCAGUCCUUGAGGAGGGGGAGGAGUCUCUUCAGAGCCCUUGAUUUUGAUAGGCUACCCAACAACGCUGCCACUUCCUGAUUCAAUAGGCAUUAUAUUUGUUUGUUUUGUUUUUUUAUUGUAAAUUUGUUCUGAUUGAUUUUAUUGUUAUUUAUUAAAGAUAGGGGUCUUCAUGCUCCACUUUGCACCGCAAGUAGUUUUUGUCUAUUUUCAUUCUGUCUUUAUGAACUUCCUUCUCUUUCAGAUGGGUCUGCACAGUACACACUCACUAUAUUAGACUGCAAGCGUGAGAAUAGGACAAUCACGAUAGUGUUCUCUGUUGAUCUCAUGAGACACACAUUUUACUCGAGGUAAUAUUGGUACGUUGGCCACUAAUGUGCCUUAAUAUUACCCACUUGGGAGUGCUGUUGCAUUCCUUUCCCCUUGUAAUGCUGUUUACAUACAAUUACACUCCCUUUAUUGACACAAGAAAUACACUGACUACAUGUAUGGGUAAAAUGUUUUAUUUUUUGUUAUGGAAUCUUCACAUAAUUAAUUUGCUGAGAUAACAAUUAGCCUACUAAAAUAAUGCUGCCUGCCAUUCAGAAGAGAGGGUUUGGCAAUAGGUGUUAUAUUAAGUGUCCAUGAGGCUUUAGAAAUGACAUUUGUUUGUCAUUUUUAUACAAUAAUGAAGGAUGAAGAAACAUACAGGUUUCGCCAAGUGUUGAUAAAAUGAGUAACUUUAUUAGGACUUAAGACAACCCAGAACUCCAGAGAAGCCCCUUGUUUGCAGGACGUCUUUGUUCGUACCUCAGAGUCCUGUAGUACACAAGUCUGUUACACUGUAUGUACAAAAGCCCAGUUUCAGUAUAAAAUAUUACAAAAAUAUAUGUGAAAUAUCAGAUAUCAGCAAGUGUUUUUACAUUAUGAGAUGACAAUGUGAGAAGCCCAAAAUAUAAGAAAAUAAAAACUAAAAUCUGUAUAUUUCCAGUGAACGUUCACUGCAUAUCAGUCAGUAUUGCUGUUUAUGUUCCCCACAUAUACUCUCUUAUUACAAUAUCUAACGAUAAUCAACCAUACAUAACCAUACAUAACCAAGACUUAAAAGAAGAGUUUGAGAUGCAGUGCAGAGAAAUUAAAUUGUCCUUUCUUGACCUCAACAAUGAAGGCUGAAUAAAAUGGAUUAUCAGAUUAGAAAUGAUAACCUGAUCAAGUUUAGCUCAAUUUCUAACCAAGAGUUCUUAACCCAGUCAUGUGUAUGAACUUUGAACCAUCAGAAACAUGGUUCUACAGUUUGUGUUCCUCUUCACUUUGGAUCCUAGUUAUUCUGCUUGUCUUCCUCCUCCUCCUCUUCCUCCUCUUUCUCUUUCUCCUCCUCCUCUUCCUCCUCCCCCUCCUCUUUCUCUUCCUCCUCCUCAGGGAAGGAUACUUUUGAUUUGCUCUUGAGCAGCUUGACCCCUGGGAAUUGGACAGACAGAGUGCUGGAGGGUCAU
This is a messenger RNA of Coregonus sp. 'balchen', 28239 nucleotides long. The record is from the annotation of a GenBank genome assembly. Lineage: Eukaryota; Metazoa; Chordata; Actinopteri; Salmoniformes; Salmonidae.